Molecule: messenger RNA, 1183 nt
Organism: Asparagus officinalis (garden asparagus)
Lineage: Eukaryota; Viridiplantae; Streptophyta; Magnoliopsida; Asparagales; Asparagaceae
Exons: 3
Coding region: 249-899 (216 amino acids)
Source: RefSeq, a predicted model, not a curated record
CGGCCAGGGCCAAGCGCCUUGCCCUGCAGCCAAAUAGCGGCCAUCAUGUUUUCGGAUUUUUUUUUCUGCUGCCGAGAGUUCACUCUGAGCCCCGACCUCUUGUUUUCUAUUUCCCUUUUUUAAGUGGAUGAGGCAAGAAGAUUUGCGCAUAACACCCCCCGAAUGUUUUGCUAUUUGCAGAUACUACUUCUACGGGUAGACGCUAGACAGGGCUUGGUGUAUCAACCGUAUGAUGAUCAGAAACGCUGAUGAAGACGAAGAGGAAGGAUCUGGAGGAGGUUUACGAUGAAUUCUCCGAGUUCUCACUCAAUUCCCCGGCGAGAAAGAUUCGGAGGCUGGAUGCUGAAUUGCCUCCUAUUAUGGAAGAAGAAGACCAAACAGUUCCUUUACCAUUUGAGAAUCAAAUGCCGCAAGAAGUAGCUGGUGCUGAAAUUGUGGAUUUGGACUUGGAGCAGAUUCCUUUGAAUGAGGAGAGAGCUUUGGUUUUGUAUAAGCCAGUUGAUAAUCACCUCGUUGUGUCGCCUAGUUCGACUUUUAGUGUGAACCCAGACUUGAUUUAUGGUCUUAAGAAUCAAGCUUUGCGUGCUGUAACAGCAGAGGAAAUGCCUGAAGAUAAACAAGCUGUUGCUAACAACUCGCUCGCCGUUAUUCCCUGGGCGCCAUCCCAUGCCUCUUCAUUGAUCAUCUCAGAAUCUGGAGGAGGGAUACAAAUAGAGGAAACAAUGAAAGCAGAAGAAGGAACCGGCGGUGCAUCGAUGGAAGUCGAGGAAUCUGGAUGUCAAACUGAUGGCAACACUGCAAUCGAAGGUUUUCAUCAACGGCAGCAACAUUGUAUGGUUCCCCAGCCACCACAGAAUGUCUCUACUCCUAUCAUGUGGUCAUGGGGUAUAGGAACUUAGAUAGCUCUUCAUUUCUAGCAGACGAAAACCAGAGCAAGGAACGAAGUUCUAGCUAUUUGUACAUUCAGAUGUGUUUCAAGUUCAGGUCUGGAGACAGGGUGAUGUACCAUCUGUCAGGUGCCUAAUAUUCCAAACCCAACGAAAGUGCACAGCCACAAAUGUUGAAAAGAGGAAAAGAAAACAAAAGGGCGGGCCCCAUAGCAUAGUAAUUUAUUACUAUUUUAUUAUGCAUAGUGUUUUUCAAAAUCCUAUAAAUAGGCUCCAAAUCCUUAAGGAAAUCUCAU